Molecule: messenger RNA, 865 nt
Organism: Thamnophis sirtalis
Lineage: Eukaryota; Metazoa; Chordata; Lepidosauria; Squamata; Natricidae
Source: RefSeq, a predicted model, not a curated record
AUGGCGGCGGCGACAUCCGCGAUGGUGGCGGCGGCGCUCCCGGCCGAAUGGAUCCGCAACUGGGAGAAAUCCGGUCCGCCUGGCAGAGUCGAAGAUUACCGAGACGCCGGCGAACCGGGUGAACCGGGCCUGCCCGGUUUCCCGGGGAAAUUUGGUCCCCGGGGACCCGCCGGUGCCAAAGGUCCUCCAGGGCCUCCCGGUGAGCGGGGCCCGAAAGGGGAGUCCGGGGACGCCAAAGCCUCCCACCGCUCCGCUUUCUCGGCUACGCGGGGUGCCACGUUUACCCCGCGCCGGGCUCAGCCGGUCCGCUUCGACCGGGUCAUCACCAAUGUGGGGAACCACUACAACAACCGCUACGGGCAGUUCACCUGCCAGAUCCCGGGGAUCUACUACUUCACCUACCACGCCACCUCGCGCGGCAACCUCUGUCUUCACUUGAAGAAAGGCCGGGGAAGCGCCAGCGGGGAAAAUGUCGUCACCUUCUGCGACUACGUUCUGAACACCUUCCAGGUGACCACCGGUGGGGUGGUUCUCCGCGUGGCCCAGGGCGAGAUGGUGUGGCUGGAGCCCACGGAGAAGAAUUCCCUGCUGGGGGGCAUCGAAGGCUCCGACAGCAUUUUCUCCGGCUUCCUGCUCUUCCCCGAAUCGAACCUCUGAACGCCGUUACCUCCGUCUCCGGCGCGUCCCUCCUCCCCGAAAGUAUAACGGCGGGGAUCCUACGAGUCGCAAUCCUCCCUGUCUCCUUCCCCCUCUUUGCUUUCGCCCACCCCUCAAAUUAUUGUUUUUCAAGAGGGGUUGGGUGGGAAAUCCCACUCACCGUCGAGAUCUUGGCGAGAUUUGCAAACACAUCAAUAAACCAUCAUUG